This is a messenger RNA of Encephalitozoon romaleae SJ-2008, 285 nucleotides long. Its product is annotated as U6 snRNA-associated ribonucleoprotein. The transcript has a single exon. Gene Ontology annotation, cellular component: U4/U6 x U5 tri-snRNP complex; Lsm1-7-Pat1 complex; catalytic step 2 spliceosome. Gene Ontology annotation, biological process: mRNA splicing, via spliceosome. NCBI's taxonomy places the organism in Eukaryota, Fungi, Microsporidia, Unikaryonidae. Gene Ontology annotation, molecular function: RNA binding. The record is from RefSeq and is a predicted model, not a curated record. Bases 1 to 285 code for a protein of 94 amino acids.
AUGCUGUUUUAUGAGUUUUUUAGAUCCAACAUCGGAAAACGAAUUUUUGUGAUGCUAAAGGCGGGAGUGUAUGUAUCUGGAGUGCUAAAUAGCAUAGAUCCAUACCUCAACCUAAAUCUUUUGAAGGUGAAGAUACUUAGCAAUCACCCUGGUCUGGAUAGUAUUUCUCUAUGUUCUAUACGAGGUUCGUCGAUAAAAUAUAUUCUUGCUGAUAAGGAUUCCAACCUAUUGCAAGGAGUGAAUGCUGGGAGUAGGCUCCGAAUGGUGCUCGAUAAAUGCUAUUGA